Molecule: messenger RNA, 2508 nt
Organism: Sphaeramia orbicularis (orbiculate cardinalfish)
Lineage: Eukaryota; Metazoa; Chordata; Actinopteri; Kurtiformes; Apogonidae
Gene: mindy3
Product: MINDY lysine 48 deubiquitinase 3
Exons: 16
Coding region: 369-1739 (456 amino acids)
Biological process (GO): protein K48-linked deubiquitination
Molecular function (GO): K48-linked deubiquitinase activity; cysteine-type deubiquitinase activity; calcium ion binding
Source: RefSeq, a predicted model, not a curated record
AAUGCUACGCACAGUUUUUUACAAUUCUGAUGUAAAUAAACGAAUGACAGAGCCGCUGGUGAUAGUGAAUUUGCUACAAAUAUAGAUAUAUAAUCGAAAGGGAAUCACGGAAUUAAUCGGCUGUGUAUUUAAGGCUGUUGUAGCUACGUUGAUGUCAUUCUUACCCGCCAGUUUGCAGCCAUCCACCAGAGUCGGACUGUGUCCUGCCACACAGGUAGCUUGUGGCCAAUGCCGCAAGAUCUGCCCACCGAGAGAAGUGGACGGUCAACCUCAGGAAGAACCAGAAAGUUGGCGUCAACAGACCUCUGUCUCCACGUGGCUAUUGUUCUGAAACUGGUGUGCCUGUGGGUUUAUCAGUGAAAAGUGUCAUGUCAGAGUUAAAUAAGGAAGUGGUGGAUUUGGUUUGGGGGAGACCCUCCAGUGGAGGAGUGUCUGCUUCAAUCUUUCGUAGAUGGACCCAAGGAUUUGUUUUCUGUGACAAUGAGCAUACAGCACUGGAGCAAUUUGAAGGAGGUCCGUGUGCUGUCAUUGCACCUGUUCAGGCUUUCCUCUUGAAGAACAUUCUAUUUAACAGAGAAAGUCCCAACUGGAGACAAAUGUCAGAAGAGGAGCAGAAAACAGCACUGUGUUCCACGCUGAGUGAAAUCUUGGAGUCUGCCUGCUCUAGUCCCUCCACAGGCUUCUGCUUAGUAACCUGGGCCAAGGGCCAGAGCCCACAUACUAGCACACAUACUAAUGCACAGACACAGUCACACCCACAGGAUGUGCCAGAGCCAGAGAGCAGCCAGAGAUCACAGGAUCAGCAACCCUCUGCUUUGGCUGCCGAGGAACUUGACUUUGAGCGAUUUCACAGUGUUCUCCACAAACGGACCGUCAUGUCAGUUUCUGAUCUCAGAGAGGAGGUGCUGUCUUUCUACCACACCUGGAGGGGGUGCUGUGGAGUCUUGCUUUUCCUCUACUCUGUCAUCCUGACCAAGGGAAUAGAGAAUAUACGAAAUGAGAUCCAGGACACGAUGGAGCCUCUUAUAGAUCCUGUGCAUGGCCAUGGCAGUCAAAGCCUUGUAAAUCUUCUUGUAACUGGCCAUGCUGUGUCCAAUGUCUGGGAUGGUGACAGAGAGUGCUCUGGCAUGAAACUUCACGGUAUUCACAAACAGGCGUCGGUUGGCUUCCUUACUCUUAUGGAAUCACUACGCUACUGCAAGGUCGGGGCAUUCCUCAAAUCUCCCAAGUUCCCUAUUUGGAUCCUUGGCAGUGAAACCCACCUCUCCGUGUUUUUCACCAAGGAGAUGUCUUUGGUCGGCCCAGAGUCUCCAUCUGAACAAGCAAGGAGGGUCUUUCAGUCAUUUGAUCCUGAAGAUAAUGGCUUCAUCCCAGAGUCUUUGCUGGAGGACGUGAUGAAAGCCCUUGACCUUGUCUCUGAGCCUGAGUAUGUCAGUCUGGUGAAGAGUAAACUGGAUCCAGAGAGUUUGGGAAUAAUUCUACUGGGCCCAUUCCUUUUGGAGUUCUUCCCUGACCAGGAUUCAGGAAUCCCAGACUCAUUUCCCGUCUACCACUACAAUGGACUUAAACAGUCCAACCACAACGAGAGGGUGGAAUAUGUGGAAGGGACAGCUUUGGUGCUAGGUUUCGAGGACCCCAUGGUUCGGACAGACGACACCCCAGUCAAGCGCUGCCUACAGACCAAGUGGCCCUACAUCGAGCUGCUGUGGACCACUGACCGCUCCCCAUCUCUAAACUAGUACUGACACAGUCUAUGGGAGGACCACUGCACGCUGACCCUAAACCGGUUAGCAGAUUAACAAGACUGAGACGAACACACAUACAACACUGAUGAAUGAGAAUGAAGAAAACACAAAUGUACACAAGAGACUGUGACCAACACAUUCAUGAUCUAAACAUGACGCAUUGUUGCAUCUUCACUUACACAUUCCACAUGAAUACAAACCUCACCCUGACAGUCCAUGCUAUUGUCUGUUCACCAUCGCUUGUACUCUGACACCAAGGAUGUUUAUGAUGCGACUACUUAAGAAAUCCGAAUGACUGUUUAUUUUUACAGCUCUGCUCCGUGUUGACACCUCUGCUACAGUUUAGCGCUAAACAGCUAGUAAGUGUUUAGAGAGCAAAAUGGUUCGUGUGCGUCCCCAGAUCAUGUACCGAACUGCAUGUACAGCCAGUCGACUGUGAGACACUACUGUUAUUCAGCUACAGGACUGUUUAAGGGAAAAUCUACCAAAGCCUUCCACAUAUGAGAACACACACUGUCACAUCCACAUUAAGCGUUUACAGCGUAAAGGGACCAACCUGCACGCGGAGAGAACUGGAGAUCUGGACCGGAGGCUUCUUCAGUGUUUUCACCCAGAUGUUUAAUUUCAAGCUGUUUCAGGUGCUUUGUAUGUGUGUGUGUGUGUAUGUGUGUGUACCACAUACACCACACUAGGAUGUUGGCCAAGCAGUUAUGUAUUUAUUAUCACACUCAAAGGUUCUGGAAUAAACACUUUUUGGUUCGAC